This is a messenger RNA of Pyrenophora tritici-repentis Pt-1C-BFP, 909 nucleotides long. Its product is annotated as Periplasmic protein TonB. Gene Ontology annotation, molecular function: N-acetyltransferase activity. Lineage: Eukaryota; Fungi; Ascomycota; Dothideomycetes; Pleosporales; Pleosporaceae. The record is from RefSeq and is a predicted model, not a curated record.
AUGACCAGCGUACUCAAAGGCGGCUUCGGUUCGCCCAAUAGCGCCCCUUUGCUCAACAACGCAAACCCCGGUACCGAGUUCGUCAACACGGUAUGUCCGCUCAAGUCAGCGCUUGACGGCUACGACAACCGGCUCCCCUGCAGCAUGCAGACGAUCCACGUACCACAAAACUUUGCCGACGCUAUGACGGUUCGCGAGGAAGUCUACGGUGAACAGGGCGUACCGUUGGAAGCCGAAUUCGACCAAGACGACGCCCGCAGUUGGCACUGGGUUGCCUAUGCGUCUGUAGCUACACACACGACCUCGCCACCCAAAACACUGCGUCGCUCCGACUCUGGAAACACGCCUGCUGAUGACGUUCGCCGCGCUUCUGCAACCGCUACACGCGUGCCUGUCGCUACCAUCCGACUGAUCCCCCCGCCCCACGGCCGAAACAAAUACAUCGACGACAAGCACGCCGACGCCGACCCCCCAGCCUCCGAUGAACACCACCACCCCACUGAACCCUACAUCAAGCUCGGCCGCCUCGCAGUCCGCGCCCCCUACCGUAACCUCGGCCUCGCCAAACUCCUCAUCAACGCCGCCCUCGACUACGCCACCACGCACGCCGGCCUCAUCUACCGGCCGCCCUCCCCCACCGCCCUUGAACUCGCCCAAAUGCUCGGCAUCAACAAGGAAAAAGAAAUCACCUGGCAGGGUCUCGUCAUGGUCCACGCUCAAGCCCCUUUACGCGGCAUGUGGGAGAAGCAUGGGUUCCACGAGGAAUUGCUGUCGGAAGACGGGGAGCGCGUGGAGAUUGCUGCUGAGCCGCAUUGGGUGGAAGAAGGGAUUGAGCAUUUGGGCAUGUGGAAGAGGUUAGGUGUGGAGAAAAGGAAGAGGUUGUCGCUUUCUUCAAUUGAGUCUUUUUAG